Linum trigynum is the source of this 1008-nucleotide messenger RNA. The record is from the annotation of a GenBank genome assembly. Lineage: Eukaryota; Viridiplantae; Streptophyta; Magnoliopsida; Malpighiales; Linaceae.
AUGGUACUCUAUCUUCUUCUCCUCACCUUCGCCAUCACCAUCCUUAUCGCUAUCACCGCUUCCCGAUUUCUCUCCACCUCUGCAGCUUCCAAACACCGGCUGCCGCCAGGCCCAAAACCAUGGCCGAUAAUAGGCAACAUCCCUCACCUCGGCAAGCAAAUUCACGUCUCCCUCCAACGCUUCUCCCACCUCCACGGCCCUCUCAUCUCCCUCCGCCUCGGCACCCAGCUCCUCAUCGUCGCCUCCUCCCCAGCCGCCGCCGCAGAAAUCUUGAGAAACCACGACCGCCUCCUCUCCGCCAGAUACGUAGCCACCAUCGUGCCUUACGACACGGCAGAGCUCGACCGUAAGGCGAUCGUCUGGUCUUCCAACUGCAACAAUGACAGUUGGAAGGCCUUCCGAUCAAUGUUCAGGAACCAGAUAUUCUCCGCGAGGGCGAUCGAAUCUCAGGCCUCCGUCAGGGAGAGGAAGGUCGCCCAGAUGGUGGAAUAUCUUGAUGGAAAAUUAGGGGAGCCGGUUCGUAUCGGCGAAGUGGUUUUCGCUGCCAUCUUCGACUCGCUGUCGAAUCUCAUGUUCUCGCGAGAUUGCAUCGGGUUCGAAAGCAGCAGCGAGACUGCGAAGCGAUUGAAGUCGCUGAUUUGGAGGAUGAUGGAACUGGGGACUAAAACUAAUCUCGCCGAAUUUUUUCCAGUUCUGAGGAAAAUGGAUCCUCAGGGGCUGAGACGCGAGAUGUUUCGCUGUUGCAAUGAGCUCUACUCCGUCUGGCAGCCUUACGUCACAGAGAGGAGGGAGCGACGGCGGGGGCGAGAGCGAUCUGGUGUUGAAGAUUUCUUGGAUGUUUUCCUGGAAAAUGGACUCGAUGAUGACCAGAUUGACUGGUUGACUCUCGAAUUGUUCUCCGCCGGUACGGAUACUAGCGUGGCAACAAUAGAAUGGGCGAUGGCCGAGCUGAUUCGAAACAAAGGAGCGAUGGACAAGCUGCGGGAGGAGCUGAAGAGUUCGUUAUGA